CAGUGCUCGCUUGUCCUUGACCAUGAACUACCUGUCCAUUCCACCAGCUUUCUCGUGGCCUGUACAAUUCUGUCUAUUCUCGACUGCAACGACUUACAUUGCAUCGAUAAUAACCUCUAAUGUCUCUCAAGUCGACCGCGUGUGGACUUUUCUACCAACCAUCUACACAGCAUACUUCGCACUACUGCCUCUUUGGCCAAAGACGCAACCUUUCUAUCCAGUUCCGACGCCAUACACCCCCGCUGCUCUGGAGAUAGCGGCUGAGGCCUACAACCCACGUGCGCUGAUGUUGCUUGGCUUAGUUACCACUUGGAUGUGCAGACUCAGCUACAACACAUAUCGACGCGGUCUCUUCAAUCUGAAGGACGAGGACUACCGUUGGGCUGUGCUGCGGUCACAACUUCACCCAGCCCUCUUUCAAAUCGUCAACCUCACGUUCAUCGCAUUCACACAGAAUGUUCUACUCUUGCUCUUGGGAGUCCCAGCAUACUACGCCGCAAUACAACCUGUACAAUCCCUAGACGGUCGCGAUUACGGCGUUAUAGCGCUGACUUUGGUUGUUCUGGCGCUCGAAUUCACGGCAGACAAUCAGCAGUAUUCAUUUCAGACAUACAAGCACACGCCAAGACGAUAUCAUGAACAUCAACAGUGGCCGGGAUCCCGCUUGGACUGGACAAAGGAAGAUGUCGAUCGCGGUUUCUUGACUCGGGGAUCAUGGGCUUGGUGUCGCCAUCCAAACUUCAUGUGCGAACAGUCGUUCUGGUGGAUCAUGAAUCUUGCAUCUCUUCCGCACCUGCCAACUGUACACUUGGCCGCCAUGUUUCAAUCUCCAUUUUCCGAUUGGUUGGAGCAUCUUGGACCGCUCGCCCCGCUCACACCAGCCGUCGCUUUGUCGAUUCUCUUUUUCAGUUCGACUGUGUACACCGAGGCCAUCACCGCUGGCAAGUACAAAGGAUAUGCCGCAUACCAAGCUCGAGUGGGGAUGUUCAGUCCACCGAUCACUGUUUUCAAGCAAUUGAAGUUGGCGAUGACGGGGGAACUGCCUGAUGUCGACAAGAUCGUUUGGGGCUCCAAGUAUCCGAAGCUGAAAACGGAAUGAAGGUGAAACAAGAUGAUCGUCUAACUGAUUCGUCCAUAACCAUCUUCUGAAUGCAAGGCUGCGCGCCGUUGACAUACCAAGUGUCACUGAAACAGUUCUCGACAGCAAUUGUUGAUCGAGAUCAAGCCAAUGAUUAAAAUUAGUAAUAACGCUGAAGGCUAUUGCGGCUUUGUUGGUUGUCCUGUGGACUGCAUCUCGAACUUGAUGACGAGCCUGUUAUACACCCAGACGCGAGCUGCCCUGUAUCCCCGUUUCAUUCGUGUCCAUUUAGUAAAUACAUGCUAGAUCAGUAUCUAAAGUCCCUGGAUAGUCCAAUAUCGCGCUCAAACAAGCUUUGCAAGGGAGACGGUGUUCUUGCCAACGUCAGUAGAGUAGUAAGCGUUCUUGAGGAACACAUCGCCAACAAGCCACUCGGUGUUGCUGGUUCCGAAGCUACCGCCGCUGAUGCCGCUGGAGCAAACACCCUGAGCGUUAGGCUGCGAGACGACCAUGUCACGGGGAUCGAUCGCGAAGGAGGUUUUCCCAACAGUCAAGGCAAUGGUCUGGUUGAAGUUGCACGGGAUGGUGAAUCCUCCGUUUCCGGUGGAUGCCGAGCCUUGGAUCAGAGCAUGGAUCGCGGUGGCAUCGCUGACGGGCGCAACGAUGAGCGUCGUUCCAGUGUCGAGGAUGGCAGUGCGACCAGCAAGACCGGAAUCUUUGCCAUCCACGGUGAACGAAUCGACGGCAGCCUCCCAGAAGCCCUGGGUGUUGACAUUGGGGACAGUGGUCAACGUGGCCUUGUUGAACUUCGUUGCGUCCAGCCCACCGAAGGUGAUUUCACCGUCGUUCAGGCCGUCGGCAGCCCGAGAGAUCUUGUAAGACGUGAUGGCCUCGGUGAUAGAGCCCUGCUUGGCGAGCGCCUCAACCGGGGUCAAGGUCUGCUGCUGAGAAAGAGUUGACUGCGCGAGACCCAUCAGUCCGUCAAACGGAACACUGUCGUCGGUGAAUUGGACGGUCUCCUGCAGAGUAGCACCGAAGGUAUGAGCCUUCAGCGUCAGCCCCGCGAUGGAGACAUCAUCUUGGACGAGGAGACCCUGCACAGCACCGGUUCCGUAAGUGACUUGGAACGGAGUGUUCGACGCCGCGAAGCUGGUCGAUGAAGUGGCGCCCAACGUCAAAUGUUUACCACAGUUGCCACCGGUAGUCGACACGCAAGACUCGGAGGCCACCCACAAGUCCGCAGAGCCAGAAUCCAUGAGGAUCAGGAAGUUCUGGGGAGGAGUUCCCAUCUGCACGGUAGCGAGGUAGCCGAUGUCGGGAGUCCUAUUCUAACAUUAGCCUCGGACAGUAUUCCGAAUUUUGGAACGCACUCGUUGUUCAAAGCCAGCGAGUUGGCAGUAGUCGGGGUGUUGGCAACCUGUACACCAACAGCGGAAUCAGGACCUCCAAUGGCGCUACCCGCAGCUGCGAGGGAAGCGCUUGAAUCAAGGACUCAGUAUGCGGAAUGUGAUCACAUUGUCGAUACUCACGCGGCCUUGUUUCCACCGGCGCGACGCUUAGUGGGCUGGUUGGGAACUUUCCAG
This is a messenger RNA of Mycena citricolor, 2661 nucleotides long. The record is from the annotation of a GenBank genome assembly. Lineage: Eukaryota; Fungi; Basidiomycota; Agaricomycetes; Agaricales; Mycenaceae.